AUGUUCCAGGCGUUGUUUGGAUCGUCUGGCGGCAGCGGCGAUGGGCGAGCUGUCCUGGUGAACGGGGACUGCCUCACCCUCCGCGCGGGCACGCGCAGGUUCACGCCGCGCAUCAAGAACACGUCGGCACAGCCGUGGAGUGGCACCAUCCGCCUCGUCUCCGUCAAUGGGUUCCCCGUCAGGGGUGAGGACGACGGCGGCAAGAAAAACACGUGGCAGAUCCCCGUCACCAUGCCUGGCGAAACAAGCACCAUCGAGAUCCUCUUGGAUCCCAUGUUCGGCACUGUGAAGCUGCAGUUUGAAGUCGAGGACGCAGAUGGCCAGCCACUCGGCAACUUCCAGGGAACACCAGGGCAAAUGAUGGUUCGCAUGGAAGGGCACAAGAUGAGAGCAAUGGCCCUCAUGUUGCACAAGAUCAAUGGGCGUGACGUGUUCGACACCAACCAGCCAUCGCCUGACCUCAAGGAACAGCUCCAAGCCACAGAGACCAAGGUGCGGGUAACCCCGGCGCUGGUGCGGGCGAUGCUACAGCGCGAGAGCGAGCUGCGCAAGACAGAUGCCGUGCAGCGCGAGUACACGGUCGACGGUGUCAUCCCCGUCACGCAGCGGCUGCAGCGGCGCGUUGCGGAGGAGUUUGGGUUCAGCGACCCCGCGGUCGGGGUUGAGCUGAUGCAGGCGGCAGAGGCCCUGUAUCCGGACGAGGACAUGAGGAGCGCGUCGCACUGGCGCAAGUACAACCGCGCGUCACGUGGCGUUGUGUCACCUGGCGAUGACAUGACGGAGGACUUUGCCGGCAAGGCGGAAUUCAUGUCCGUUUACCUGUGCGAAGCGCACGCGCAGGACGAGUGGCCUGUGGGGGACAGGUUCAUCAACGUUCCCGUGUUUGACCAGCACAAGACGGUGGAGGAGCGCGCCACCGCCGCUGGAAAGUUUGUGCACGACUACGGCUGGCACAUCCCGAUGUACCUGGACACGCUGGACAACGCGGUGGUGACGGCGUUUGGUGCGUGGCCUCUUCGCUUCUUCAUUGUGCAGGGCGGCAAGCUUGUGCACAAGGCGGAACCCACGCACGAGUACACGUACAGCGUGCAGGAUCUCAGGGAUGCGCUCACCUCCCUACUCUCACCAUAA
Messenger RNA from Salpingoeca rosetta, 1131 nucleotides. RefSeq lists its product as uncharacterized. The transcript is spliced from 6 exons. The record is from RefSeq and is a predicted model, not a curated record. NCBI's taxonomy places the organism in Eukaryota, Choanoflagellata, Craspedida, Salpingoecidae. Gene Ontology annotation, molecular function: thyroxine 5'-deiodinase activity. The coding region runs from base 1 to 1131 and encodes 376 amino acids.